AUGGCCGCUGCCACUGGCCCUGUCGCUGCCCCAGCGGCUGCGGUGACGGCAGCAGACGCUGUACCACAUCAGCAACCACAAGAACAGGGGCAGCAGCCGCAGCACGAGCGGGUGGUUCUCCCAGAGGCAGUAUAUCCGACUUUUGUUCCCCGCAAUCCGGGUAUCCUUGACGGGCAGUGGAACGCCCGCGAUGAGGUCAUGGUGCGGAGGGCGCUGCGGGAUGCGGCGGAGGUGGUCGCGCAGAAGAGCCAGUCAGAACGAGGCAGCAUCACCAUCCUUGGCAGUGAAUUGACCGAGCUGGAGGACCUAGCGGAGCGUUACGGACAGCCGCGAUUUCGCGCCAAGCAGUUACUGGAGGGAGUGCUCAAGGGUGCCCACAGCGUGGAGGAGAUUACGGCGAUCCCGAAAAGCUGGCGCGCUCAGCUCCUAGCCGACGGAGUGCGCUCCGGCCGCUCCCGUCUCCACCACUCGGUCGGCGAUGAGGACGGCACACGCAAAUUCCUGCUGCAGCUUCAUGACGGCCGAAUUGUAGAGACGGUGGGCAUCCCCACGGAGGAUCGCCUCACCGUAUGUGUGUCCUCGCAGGUGGGCUGCCCCAUGCGUUGCACGUUUUGUGCUACAGGCAAGGGUGGCUUUGCUCGCAACCUGGCGCCGCAUGAGAUUCUGGAUCAGGUGCUCACAGUGCAGGAGCAGCUCGGCAGGAGGGUCAGCAACGUGGUGUUCAUGGGUAUGGGGGAGCCGCUGCUGAACCUGCCCGCGGUGGUUCGCGCCUACCAGGGCCUCAACCAGCAGGUCGGCAUUGGGGGAGCCUUCAUCACCAUAUCUACAGUGGGUGUCCCCAACGCCAUCCCCCGCCUGGCCGCCUCCUCCCUCAAGGCCACGUUGGCAGUGUCCCUGCACGCACCCAACCAGGCGCUGCGAGAGAGGCUCAUUCCCUCAGCCAAGGCCUACCCCUUGGAAGCCCUCAUUCAGGACUGUGUCACGUACUACCGCAUCACGGGUCGCCGUGUGACAUUCGAGUAUACGCUGCUGUCCGGUGUCAAUGACGAACUGGAACACGCCCGAGAGCUGACGGCGCUACUUCGCCGCCACGACCUCAUGUCCCACGUCAACAUCAUUCCCUGGAACCCCGUCGAUGAGUCGGAGUUCGUACGGCCCUCCCGCAACCGAGUAUUUGCUUUCCGCCGCGCUGUGGAAGCCGCUGGCCUGGCGUGCACCGUACGGGAGACGCGGGGUCUGGAGGCGGCGGCUGCGUGCGGGCAGCUCCGGAACCGGUUUCAGAAGCAGCCGCUUCCUGACUUCCAGGAGCCUAUGUGAAGACCUGUAGUGCCGAUGGUAGUGCCGGCCAGGGCCAUGUACGAGGCCCGGACGGUCAUGAGGAAUAGCGGGCGCAGCCGAGAGCAGGAAAUACGGCGAUAUGGGGGGUGGGGAUUUGCAUGGUAUUACGUUUGCAGCGGUUUGGGGGGUGGCGAGUUGGUGUUUUCCGGCGGAGUGACGGAGGUUGGUCCCAUGGGUGUGAUGGCCCCUGCUGCUGCAGCUGCUGUCGCUGGUCAUAGAUAGGCGCUGGGUGGUGAACGGCGGGAACCGCCGCGUUUAUUUGGUGGUUAUGUAACCGCAGGCGGAAGCUGUGUAGGAUAUUGUAGUCGAAAGGGUGGAGGCGGGGAUGGGCGCCUGUGCCCAGGGAACCGCCAUACGACGGGAAAGGUAUGUUACUCUGCUUACUUGCAGUAUUGAAACAAUGAUGAAUUGG
Messenger RNA from Volvox carteri f. nagariensis, 1750 nucleotides. RefSeq lists its product as uncharacterized. Gene Ontology annotation, biological process: tRNA methylation; rRNA base methylation. The coding region runs from base 1 to 1317 and encodes 438 amino acids. The transcript is spliced from 8 exons. The record is from RefSeq and is a predicted model, not a curated record. Gene Ontology annotation, molecular function: iron-sulfur cluster binding; RNA methyltransferase activity. Lineage: Eukaryota; Viridiplantae; Chlorophyta; Chlorophyceae; Chlamydomonadales; Volvocaceae.